Messenger RNA from Eremothecium gossypii ATCC 10895, 4395 nucleotides. It is a transcript of the gene REV3, whose product is annotated as DNA-directed DNA polymerase. Lineage: Eukaryota; Fungi; Ascomycota; Saccharomycetes; Saccharomycetales; Saccharomycetaceae. Bases 1 to 4395 code for a protein of 1464 amino acids. The record is from RefSeq and is marked provisional. Gene Ontology annotation, molecular function: nucleotide binding; DNA binding; DNA-directed DNA polymerase activity. Gene Ontology annotation, biological process: error-prone translesion synthesis; double-strand break repair via homologous recombination. Gene Ontology annotation, cellular component: nucleus; zeta DNA polymerase complex. The transcript has a single exon.
AUGGUCAAACUUUGUUCUUUAUUACAUCAAAGAAAGCAAGCGUUUUAUGUGAUGAGCCAAACGAGUAACCAUAAUCUGAACAGUAGCGAGGGAAAUGAGGACUUAAUUCAGAUACAGUGGUCAGAUUAUGACUGUUAUCAAUGGCCACCGACGUCUUUAGACCCAAAACAUAGUUUAAGCUGGCCAGGUAAAGCUUUUAGUACCGUUCCCAUAAUCAGGUUUUACGGGAAGCUUACUAGUGGUCAUAAUAUUUUAAGUCAUCUGCAUGGUGCACUUCCGUAUCUAUUCAUCAGCUGCGAUGCACCACCUGACGAGCUACGCUAUAAUUCAAAGGCAACAUGUCACAGGCUACAUGUACUACUGGAACUGGCGCUGCUGAAUACUAGUACCAAAUCACAUGGUAGUGAAUCUGCAAAACAGAGUGAUAGUACUGAAGAUAAUAUAGAAUGUUUGCGGUACGUUGCAAACGUGUCAGUGGUGAAGGGAGUGCCAUUUUAUGGGUUCAAUGUUGGAUGGUCAGUAUUUUACAAAAUAUCGCUACUAAACCCUCGGUUUGUUACCUUACUAGCGAAUAAACUGCGAGAUGGUUCGAUAUUAGGUCGUAGUGUUAGUGUAUAUGAGGCACAUAUACCGUACCUGCUGCAAACGUCGGCUGAUUUUAAUCUGUACGGUUGUGCGUACCUAAACUUGACCGAUUGUUACUUCCGAGGACCAGUCCUGAACAACCUACACAAUAUUGACGAGUAUCACCAGUCAGAUGCCGUACAUACCUUUUUAAAGCGGUUUCUAAGGCCUGAUAACACUUUACCCAGAGAAUUUGAACGUUUUGGAACAGGCUUACUGGAGAUAGAUAUCCUCCCCCAGUUCAUUGCCAACAGAGAGGAAUUAGAAUAUCGGUAUAUUCAUCAUGACUUUAUCGAUGCCCUGAGAGCUCCUGCUAAUCCCAAUAAAAAGUACCUUGUGUCUACGAACUAUGUCUGGAAAGAUGUAACAUGGUUGCGAGAGUCUAAGGAGUUGGGACCUUAUUUACCCCCAGAUGAACUUCAGGGAGUAGAAACCAGGCCACCGUGGGACUUUGAAGAGUUAGAGAGAUUCCAUCAGCUAGCUAAGCAACAAAACUGCGAUGGGAAUCCCAAGAACUUAUCUUUUGCAACGUUUAUUGACAAUUCCUGGUUUUACGAAAAUAUCAAAACCGCUUCCGAAACCAUAAGUGAACUUUGGCCAAAACCAUUGAAUGGUAAGCAGAAAAUUGUUGCUUUGCCCGAUGAUGAAGAUAAUGAAGAGCCACUAAUUAGCACAAUUGAUUCGGUGGAUAUUGAACGUUUACUGUACUCUACGCCAAAAUUAAAGAGGGUAAAGGCGCAGCAUGGGCUUCUGAUGAGGGAUGACAGGGUCAUGAACAUAAAUCCACAAUCGAAUAAAAAACAUAAAAGCUACACACGGGAGUCUAAGCUACCAGUAUACCGAUAUAAGAGCCCUCCGAUUUCAUAUGCAGAUAUGUCAGACGCAUUAGAAGCAAAUGGGGAACCGGCGGUCGAUUACCAGGGUCCUUAUUAUUCCAAUCCUGUUGAUCUUCCGAAGGGAAAAGAUAACACAACACACAAAUAUAAUAUUGAAUCUGAUCAUAUAAGUUGUAGGGAAUGGGUAUCUUUUGGUGAUGAGGUUGAAUUUUACAGGCGGAAAUUGACAGGCUCUCCAGCUAAAGUGAACCAUUGGGUCUAUAUCCCCAAACCACCGAAGUACUAUGAAGUUUUAAAACAACCUCCAGAUUCACCCGAAACAUCGUGUAUAGAUGGACCUACCCAGAGUCAACAGUCAGCACCAUCGCAACAAGCCCCGCCGAACAUGUCCAAUGAAGCGCGAGAAAGUGGACCACAGCUUCUUCACUUAUCCAUGGAGAUACACGUCGAUACACGACGAAACAUGCUACCCAAUCCUCGUACGGAUGAGAUCAAAAUGAUUUGUUGGUCUAUUGAUGGGCCUCAAUCAGUGGGAACAAUGGAGCUUUCAACAGAUGGACUUUUAGUAUCGUUGAAUGAAAAUGAUGCAAUUUAUAAACGAAUAAUCGAAGAGGCAUGUGGUAAAACGAGAGUGGCAUUUUUUACCUCAGAGUAUGAACUUAUAACCGAGUUUGCAAAACUAGUUCUAAUCAUUGAUCCUGAUAUACUUUCAGGAUAUGAAACCAAUAAAUCAUCAUGGGGGUAUAUUUUGGCACGAGCUGAACUAUCGCACAAUAUCGAUUUCGGUCUACUUAUCUCAAGGCUUUCCAGAGAUGAUAGAUCUGGGUUGGCCAGUGAAUGGAAUUAUUCACACUCUGCUGGGAUUAAGAUAGCAGGGCGCCAUAUGCUAAAUGUCUGGCGAAAAAUGAGAACAGAGGUUAACCUAGCAAAAUAUAAUAUUGAGAACGUUGCAUAUCAUUUAUUACACGAAAGGUUGCCAAAGUUCACUCACGAGACUUUAAGCGGAUUUUGGCGGACGAAGUCCGAUCGAACUAGCAUUAAAAUUGUCAUCAAUUAUUGUUUAGAGCGAGUGAGAUGUAAUAUACGCCUAUUAAACCUCAAACAAGUUAUAAGCAGAACGGUGGAGCAGGCAAGACUAAUAGGGAUAGAUUUUUAUUCUGUUCUUUCACGCGGUUCACAGUACCGAGUUGAGUCAGUGCUGGCGCGUCUAGCUAAGGCAGAGCACCUAAUGCUGAUAUCGCCUGGAAAAGGUGAUUUACGUCACCAGCGUGCAUUGGAGUGUGUUCCAUUAAUUUUAGAACCGGACCCUACUUUUUACACAAGUCCGGUACUUGUGUUAGACUUCCAAUCACUUUAUCCAUCGAUCAUAAUUGCCUACAAUUAUUGCUACACGACGAUACUUGGCAGGACCCGUGAAAUGACUGCAGGAGAAAACAAGAUAGGUAUUACAACUAACAUUCUAAAACCGAACAUCCUUCAGUUACUGGGCGAUAAUAUCACAAUAGCUCCAAAUGGCGUCACAUAUGUGAAGCAGAAUAUCAGAAAAUCUAUUUUGGCUAAAAUGCUCUCUGAUAUCCUUGAUACUAGGGUGCUACUCAAGAGGACUAUAUCUGACAUGCACAAUGGAAGCAAGCGACUGUUAAGCACUCUGGAUAACCGCCAGCUAGCCUUAAAGUUAUUAGCAAAUGUCACCUAUGGAUACGCAUCAGCGUCAUAUUCUGGUAGGAUGCCAUGCUCUGAUAUUGCAGAUAGUAUUGUGCAUACCGGCAGGGAAACUCUACGGGCUGCAAUUCAAAUGAUCGAAAAAGAGGAUAAAUGGGGUGCUCGGGUUGUAUACGGUGAUACUGACAGUUUGUUUGUCCAUCUGCCAGGGAAAUCCCGUGAGCAGGCGUUCAAGAUCGGGGCUGCCAUCUCAGAUGCGGUAACCGCUGCGAACCCAAAUCCAAUAAAACUCAAAUUUGAGAAGGUGUACCACCCCUGUAUCUUGCUAUCUAAAAAGCGUUAUGUCGGCCACGCUUACGAGCAUGCAUCGCAAGAAGUUCCUCGAUAUGACGCAAAGGGCAUCGAGACAGUCCGGAGAGAUGGGCACCCUGCUCAGAGGAAGAUUAUUCAGCGGUCUUUGGAAAUACUGUUCAGGACCAAAGACCUCUCUCAAUUAAAGGCCUACAUCGUGAACCAGUUUUGGAAAAUCAUGACAGGCUCGGUGCCAAUCGGAGACUUCUGUUUCUCCAAGGAGGUCCGUCUGGGCUUUUACAAGAGUGAGGCGGCCGCUCCCCCGGCGGCGCAGGUCGCUAGACGUAUGAUGGAGAAUGAUAGCAUGGCAGAACCCCAGUAUAGAGAGCGCGUCUCAUAUGUGGUUGCAAAAAGCAGGCCUGGAACGCUGCUUGCAGACCGCUGCAUCGCGCCGCAGGAUUUCCUGGCAGACCCCCGUUUGGAACUGGACGCGGAGUACUACAUCACGAAGACCCUGAUCCCCCCCUUAAAUCGCUUGCUGCAAACUGUAGGGUUGGACCUUUUCGACUGGUACCGCGAAAUGCCGCGGCCAUCCUCCUACAAGCACGUAGGCUCUGGCGCCAGCGACACCUUGCAUCAUGUUCUCAAAUCAAACCGAUGCCUCUGCUGCAAACGUGAAGCUACUACUAAAAAUGGCCUCCAGCUGUGCGAUAGCUGCCGUACCUCACCUUCAGAGUCGAGUGUAGCCCUUUUGCUCGACCGGCGCACCAGAGAAUCCAGGUUCAAUCGAGCUUUGAGAGCUUGUAGAGUUUGCUGUUUUCCCCUAACCAAAGACCUGCUAGCCGCCCCUGAAAUUGGCCCAAACCAAUGCCAAGCCCAUGAUUGCCCCGUAUUCUACACAAGGAAGAAGUACGAGGGGCUGCUAUCGGACCCUUCGUGGCAUAGUGCUCAUCGUGCCCUACAGUUGCUGGAUGACUGGUAA